AGAGAAUUAUGCGCGUUAAAAAUGCAUUUAAAGUAUUUAUGUUGUGUUUUGUCCUCAUAUUCUUCGCGAUUUUUGUUUCGAUGAUGCUUUACGGCGGAGAGAAUUAUGAUGGAGAUAACCAUGUCUUUCAACCACAUUAUGAAGACCCAGAAGAAUUAAAUCCAGAUGAGGAGAAAAAGAAGUCGGAAGAAAAAAUAACAGAACCAAUCAUUCUUUGGUGGACUCCAUUUACCGGGGAACCAGGAAGGUACAAGAAGUGUGGAAAUGUUAAGUGUUACUUCACAGUUAACCGACAUUACAGGAAUAAUCCCCAGACAAAAGUGUUCAUGUUUUAUGGAACAGACUUUAAAUACUUUGAUUUACCACUGCCAAGAAAACCACACCAUGAAUGGGUCCUUCUUCAUGAGGAAUCUCCCAAAAAUAACUUCCUGUUCUCCUUUGAGGAAGUUAUGACUUUGUUUAACCACACCUGCACAUUUAGGAGAGAGUCAGACUACCCUAUCACCACACAAUACAUAGACAGUGCUGCCUGGUUGUUCAGCUCCAUGUUUCUUCUGUCAGCCAAAGAGAAGACAGAGCAAUCCAAAGCUCUACACUUAGCCCCUAUGAUCUAUGCACACAGUGAUUGUGGUACACCGUCAGACAGAGAUGGCUAUGUAUAUAAACUGAUGAACCACAUAAAGAUUGAUUCAUUUGGCUCCUGUCUACAUAACAAAAAAUUACCUGAUCAUCUUAGGGAUCCAUUAAAAGGAAUGUUUCAUGAUGAUUUCUACAAACUUAUUGCUAAGUAUAAAUUUGCUGCUGCGAUGGAGAAUGGUAUAUGUAAUGACUAUGUGACGGAGAAGCUGUGGCGACCAUUGUUUGUAGGAACAAUUCCUAUUGUCAUUGGUUCACCACGAAUCAAGGAUUUGCUUCCCUCCAAUAAAUCGGCCAUCAUUGUGGAUGACUUUAAUUCAAUAGAGGAUCUGGCUAACUACCUGAAAUUCUUGGAUGAAAAUGAUGAGGAAUAUGACAAAUAUUUGGAAUGGAAAAAAACAGGAAUAACAAAUCAGUAUUUAUUAAGAAUUCUUAAAGAAAGAGAGUGGUCAAUUAAUGACUACACCAGCAACAAUGCAAUAAACUUCAUAGAUGGAUUUGAGUGUUUUGUCUGUAAAAGAAUACAUGAAAAUAUACAACGUGAGAAAAAGGGGAAAGAAAAAUUAAAAUUUCAAGCUACUGUGGAUCAUUAUGGGUGUCCUGCUCCAUCUAAGUUUGAUGACCAAGGGAAACGGACUUUAAAAAAUGAUGACUGGGGUUAUGAAUACCUCAACAGUAAAUAUUAUGCCAAAGCAUUAAGGUUUCAUUUGGAUAUGAAUAAAACUAUAGAUCGCAGUAGUAUUGCCAGCACUGCAAAUCGUUUCAGAGCAGCGGGGGACCUUAGAUGACUGUGAAUGAACCAUAUCUUAGUUUUUUUUGAAAAUUAGUUCCUUCUUGUCAGAUUUCUUUAAAAUCAAAGAAAAGCUAUCAAAGAUUUGCUCAAAUAUUUAUUUUUAGUGUAUUUCAGAAACUUUGAUAAAUUUGCUGUAGAGAACUAUUUGUCAUUAUACAUAAGUAUAUACACCUUUGAUCUGAGAUCAGAUUUCUCUAGAUAUGUAUUUUUUUUGUUUCAAGUGUUUACUUAUAUAUCAGAAACAAUUAUUUGUUUAUUGCAUUGAUUUCUGUAAGAAGUACAUGUAGGCUGUCACAUUCAUAAAAGAUUUUAAAACUUUUUAGUUUAGCUAACCUGAACUGAAAGCUCUAGUGAGCUUUUCUGAUCACCCGUUGGCUGGUGUUCGUCAGUCUGUCCGUCUGUAAACUUUUCACAUUUUCUAUUUCUUCUCAAGAACAACUAGGACAAUAUUAACCAAAGUUGGCAGCAUUAUUGGGUCAAGUGGAUUCUAAAUUGUUCAAAUAAAGGGCCUAGCCUUAUAUCAAGGGUAGGUAACCAAGAAAAGGCAACAAUAGAGUGGUGUCAUUAAAAAAAAAACUUCUUCUCAAGUACCACUGGGCCAGAAGAGAUUAAACUUACAUGGAAGCUUUCUAAAUUCUUCAAAUAAUGGCCCCCGGGGGUAGAGUGGGGCCCCAAUAAGGGAUCAGAGUUUUACAUUGAAAUGCAUAGGAAAAAUUCUUUAAAAAUGUUCUCCUCAAAAACCACUGGGGUCAGAAGAGAUGAAACAAGUGAGAGCUUCCUGAGGUAAUUUAAAUUCUAAAUUGUUCAAAUGAUGGCCCCCAGGGGUAGGGUGGGGCCACAAUAGGGGAUCAAAGUUUCACAUUGAAAUACAUACGAAAAAUUCUUUAAAAAUCUUCUCAAGAACCACUGGGCCAGAAGAGAUGAAAUGUAUGUGAAAGCUUCCUGAGGUAGUGUAGAUUCUUAAUUGUACAAAUUCUUUCAAAAAUGUUCAAAGUUUUAGAUAGGACUUAAAAUAGGAAAUAAAGUUCUGAAAUUUUCUGAAGAACCACAAUUGCACCACACAUGUGAAAACAUUCCUAAGGUAAGCGGAUUGAUUUUUUUUUCCUUUAAAUUAUUCCCCAUGGGUUGGAGUUAGCUAAAAUGGGGAUCAUAUUUUACAUAAUGCAUGUAUACAUGAAAGGAAUUUUCUUCUCAAUAUUUUCUAGGCCAAGUUAAUCAUAAUGAUAUUGAAGUACAAGUAUUCCCACAUUGUAUGGAUUCAGAGACCCUUACAGUGGGGCUAUAAUCUGGGGUCACAUUUUUUCACGGGAAUAUAAUUUUUUUGGGGGAAAUAUGAAGAACAGCAAGGCUAAAGUAGGCAGGUGAGCAUUGUUGCCCAUGGGCCUCUUGUUGAAAUUACCUUCCUUUGGUGUAACGGUAUUUUUGUGCAUUGUAUUUGGCUUCAGUCUUUUUUUGUACAGAAUUGUUGCUUAUGAAUUGACCUUAUCUUAAUGGCAUUGUUUAAUAAAAUUUUUGAAAUCCAUUACUUUAAUGCUACAUGUAGGCAUUAUAUUCAUUCAUUAAUUCAUUAAAUUGACCUCAUGGUCAAGAUGGCUGUAUAAUAUGUAUUUGCUUUUAAAAUAUCCUAGCUUAUUUUGUUGUUUGUUUUAGCUUUGCUUGUUUGUUGCUGGACUAUGUUCUGUGUGUGUUCAUGUCUCUCUUAAAGAAUGAAAAAAUUAGAUGAAAAGCAGAAAUCCAGAGCUUUAUGAUUUAUGGAGAGAAUUUGGCUUGUAUGAGUGUGCACUGCAACGUCUUUAGUUUUAUUUUAUUCUGCUUUAGUUAAGUAUUUGUAAUAUAUUUUAAUUGAUCUCAGGUUCUUUUCCAUUCAUGGAUGGUACUGAUUUUAUGCACAUCAAGAUAUGUUCUAUUUAUGUACAAAUAUAUUUAUCAAUAAAUUUUUU
Molecule: messenger RNA, 3369 nt
Organism: Saccostrea echinata
Lineage: Eukaryota; Metazoa; Mollusca; Bivalvia; Ostreida; Ostreidae
Product: alpha-(1,3)-fucosyltransferase 10-like
Exons: 6
Coding region: 9-1424 (471 amino acids)
Cellular component (GO): membrane
Molecular function (GO): alpha-(1->3)-fucosyltransferase activity
Source: RefSeq, a predicted model, not a curated record